This is a messenger RNA of Lentinula edodes (shiitake mushroom), 1142 nucleotides long. RefSeq lists its product as uncharacterized. The record is from RefSeq and is a predicted model, not a curated record. Bases 84 to 1142 code for a protein of 352 amino acids. Gene Ontology annotation, biological process: regulation of DNA-templated transcription; DNA-templated transcription. Gene Ontology annotation, cellular component: nucleus. Lineage: Eukaryota; Fungi; Basidiomycota; Agaricomycetes; Agaricales; Omphalotaceae. Gene Ontology annotation, molecular function: DNA binding; zinc ion binding; DNA-binding transcription factor activity, RNA polymerase II-specific. The transcript has 6 exons.
UCAGCGCCUCGAUUGAGAAACACCGAGACUGUCCGGGUUCACUCUCAGUGAAACAAUACACUGAUACAGAAUUUAAAAGUCGGAUGGAUGCCUUAGAGGUUCAAGCUGAUUCAAAUAGGAAGAAAAGGUCAUACAGAGGCAAAGCCUGUGGAAACUGCAGGAUUCGAAAAAUUAAAUGUGAUGGUACGCGCCCAACAUGUUUGCAGUGUCUCCGAAGACCAGGAAGACCCAAUGUUGCUGGCUGCCAAUAUCCCAAUGCCGAACCUUCUGAAUCACAAAAUCUCGAAGCUGACAUUCGGAAUAAAGAAGCUCUUCUUAGGGAGCUCGAGGAACCAUUGUUGGAUGAUACUACCGUCAAGCUUAGCCUUCCAUAUGUCAAGGAGUAUGCCGAACAAUUACAUGUCAAUCAAGCAGAAGUACAUCGUAUUUCCCAACUGAAUGAUGAGAAUGUCAAUUUGGCUCAGGUGACAUCUAACCCACUCGAACCACUAAUAGACAAUUUCAUGAAGUUUGCAACCGAGUUUGGUUUCUUCCUUCACAUUCCUCACUUUCGUCACUCAGCAUUACUCCCCGAAGGACAUCGUGAUAAGCCACACAAAGGACUCCUCAGCAUAGUUCAGCUUUUGGGACAUCAUCUUCGACGAAAACAGAACAAAAAAUUUCAUGAUAGUCAAGAGCACACUUUUCUUUCAUUAGCUAUACUCCAUCAGCCCAAUAUCAUCUCCUCUUCCCACCCAAACAAAGUAGUUCAUGCGAUCCAAGCCGAGAUUUUGCUGGGCAUGUAUUUCUACCAUGCGUCCCGACCUUCAACAGCCAAGUACCAUCUCAAUGCUGCCCUUGCUAUGGCUCUGGCUGCGGGUGCUCACAAAAUUUGCAAUUACGAUACAACCUUGUUCCAGUACCCUGCUGGAAAAGACCCCGAGGAGGAGAGACAUCGAAUUAUGGAGGGAGAAAAGAUCAAUGGUUUCUGGGUGGCGCUAUCAUUGAACGUCUGCCUUGUAGUUGCACUACACUCACCUAUUAAUGAGAUUUUGCUGCUUCAAACCCAGAUGUCUAGUUUUAGCAUUGAUACGCCGUGGCCAAUGGAUAUUCAGUCUUACGCAACGGUAUCAUUUUUCUCGACCUCGCUGUUGCCAAUCUAA